AUGGCGCCGAUCUGGCGAUUGCUGGCGGCAGUCCUCGUCGGCGCCGCCCUCUGCGCGGCUGGCCCCGCGCCGCUUGUGGAAGAAUUCGGCGAAGGGUGGCAGGGUCGCUGGCGCCACUCCACGGACGACAAGUACAUCGGCAGGUUCGAGGUCGAGGACGUCUUCGACGAUCCUGCGCUCAAGGUACCCGCCAAGGCCCAGCAUUACGGCGCUGCCGAGACGCUGGAAGAGCCACUGGACCCGGCUAAAGGGCUUGUGGUCCAGUAUGAGGCCAAGUGGUCGGAGGGACACACCUGCUCAGGCGGCUACCUCAAGCUCUUCACCCACUCAGCGGCCUUUGACGCCAAUGGACUGGUGGAAAACACCCCGUACACUGUGAUGUUUGGGCCUGACAAAUGUGGACAGACCAACAAGGUGCACCUCAUCGUUCGACACAACAACCCUAUCAAUGGCACAGCUGACGAGAAGCAUCUGAUGAGCCCUCCAAGGACUCCCGGCAACUCCCUCACUCAUUUGUACACAGCCAUCUUGAAGCCUGACAACACGUUUGCUGUCCUCAUCGAUGGUAAAGAAGAGGCCUCUGGUAGCCUUUUCGACAAGUUUGAUCCCCCCUUCAACCCACCAAAGGAGAUCGACGACCCUGAGGAUAAGAAGCCAGAGGACUGGGUCGACAAUGCCAAGAUGCCUGACCCAGAUGCCAAGAAGCCAGAUGACUGGGUUGAAGAGGCCAUGAUAGUGGACGAGAAUGCCACAAAGCCUGAGGGCUGGCUGGACGAUGAACCUGAUGUGAUUGAUGAUCCAGAUGCUGAGGAACCUGAGGACUGGGACACUGAGGAAGAUGGUGAAUGGGAGCCACCCAAGAUCCCAAACCCGUUGUGCAAGAGUGCGCCAGGCUGUGGCGAAUGGAGCAAGCCAAUGAUCAAGAAUCCUGAGUACAAGGGCGAAUGGCGUGCACCAAAGAUUGACAACCCAGACUACAAGGGCCCCUGGUCGCCACGAAAAAUUCCAAACCCACAUUUCUACGAGGACGCAGAACCGCUGAAGAAUAUUGGGAAGAUUGGAGCCGUCGGUGUGGAGAUCUGGACCAUGGACAGCGGCAUAUAUUUCGACAACAUCAUCGUUGCCCAGGACGAAGAGCUCGUAACCACAUACAAGGAGAAAUGGUCGCAACGGCAUGUGGCUGAGGAGGCGGAGCAGGAGGCCAGGCGGAAAAAGGACACAUCCAGGAAGGAAGGGGCCGCUGGAUUCUUGCAGGAUCUGGCAGACAGGCCAGAGCUGGAAGCCAUAAGGCCUUACCUCCUGCCGAUUGUGGAUGUCGCAGAGAACAACACGCUCAUCUUCUAUGGCGUGGGCCUGUUCGCCCUGUUUUUCACAUUGUUCGGAGUAAUCUCCUGUUGCAGGAGAUCCAGCAAGGUGGGCGCUGCUGCGGGUGAGGCCCACAAGAAAGACAUCACUGGCCCCGAUGAUGACGUUGCCGACGGCGACGAUGAGGAUGAGGAUGGCAAAGUCGAGACGGAGCCGGAGGCCAAGGGCGACGACGACGAUGAUGAAGACGACGAGGGGGAUGAAAAGGUGAGGAAAAGGAGAGGCACGAGGAGGGCAGACUAG
This is a messenger RNA of Ostreobium quekettii, 1608 nucleotides long. Lineage: Eukaryota; Viridiplantae; Chlorophyta; Ulvophyceae; Bryopsidales; Ostreobiaceae. The record is from the annotation of a GenBank genome assembly.